AUGGGAAACGUUUCUUCAGGAUCUCGAGAUGAAGACAGCAAAUCAUCCGUAUCCAUGCACUACCCAAGCAAUGUUUCGAAUAAUGGAGGUAGUAACAGUAAUUCAUCAUCACCAUCAAAUAGUGGCAGAAAAUUCAGUCGUGGUCGAAUGAAUUUCCUCACAGGCACCAAUCAAGUAGCUGUUACCACCAUGACAAAUUCGAAUCAAGUAGCCGAAACUCCAAGAAGUGGCGAUCCACUCAAUACCUCGAGAAGUAAUUCACCACUCAUGAUUGGUACCUCAUCAUCCUCUUCAAAUAAUAAUAAUAUUAAUUACCAUCAUCAACCAUCUACUAGUAAUGGAAGUAGUGGUACUUUUGUUCAUCAUCAAUAUUCGAGUAGUGGUGGAAGUACUUUUCAUCAUCAUACAUCAUCAAUGAUUUCCUCGUCAUCAUCAGAUCAUACGAUCAUUCCUAUUCAACUCCAAUCAGUGGAAUCUCUCCAAUUAAUUACCGAAUUAUACUACUCUGUCUAUUUACCUCACGAUUGGAAAGUACAAUUACUUCAAUAUGGAAGUAGUAAUAGCAAUAAUAUUUCUAAUUAUUCCCCACAACAACAACAAUUAAAUAAUGUAAAUAAUAGUAAUAAUAAUAAUAAUAUUAAUAUAAGCCAAUCUCCACCAUCAUCAUCAUCAUCGUCAUCAUCUUCUUCACCAUCAUCAGCAAGCCUUCAACCUCCAACACCAGUGAACACAAAUUCUUUAACAAAUUCUCCCGCCAAUAAUAACCAAUUAUCUACGACCCAAGUAAAUUCUCAACAACAAAAUGGCGCCACAACAACAACGAGCAACACAAAUAACAAUAUUCAACAAAAAAUCUUCUUCUCCAGCUAUGAUAGAAACUUUGAGAAGGAUUUCCUGGAGAUUUAUGUAACCUUCUCACCACAUAGUAUUGAGAAGGAGGCCCAGUUGGCCAUUGAAGAUAUUCAAGAAUUGUCGAGGAAUUAUGAUUCAUCAAAUUCUUGUUCUUCUUCGGGUGGUAAUAAUAAUUUACAUAGAACACCUUCAUCGAGUAUGAUGAGACAAGUUUCUGUUGUUGCUGCUUCACCUUCUCCAUCAUCUCCUUCAUCGUCAUCCUCUAGUAGUCAUUCAACAAUGCUCGAACCAAAAUUAGUGAAGGGAAUUACUCAUGUGGUGGAUAAACAUAUUCAACCAGAGAAGAAGGCUCUCUACUUUAUUAUUCAAUUUCACCAUGAAUUGUUACCACAGAAAUUAUUGUACAAGAAGAUUUACUUUAUUCAAGAUUCUAAUGGAUUAUUGUAUUGUUUAAUGCUAACAACAACAAGGAGGGAAUCUGAGAAUAUUCUGGGAUAUUCAUUGAAUUUAACUGUACCAACAAAGGGCUUGUUGAUUCCUUCGAUUAAUAUUCAACAGGAAUUAUUCAAUAAUGGAAAUGGUACACCUCCAACAUCAACUAAUCAUGAUGACAUUUCCAAAUUAACAGUGAGUCCUCCAUCAUCCAAUAGAAAUAGUGGAAAUCUCAGCCGUUCUUCAUCUAAUACUUCAGGUCUUGUGGAUUCUGUUGAUAAAACAGCAGAUUGUACCUCUCCUAAUAAUGAUAUCAUUUCCAAGAGAAAAAAUUCAAACACCAUUGCACAAAACAAUUCUAAAAAGAUGAAAAAGAGACUCUCAGCUGCAUUUUCAAGUAUUGGAGGUUCCAUGUUCGAAGAUGAGGAUGCAGCAGAAAUAUUCAGUAGUAAUCUCGUGUAUAGUAAUAACAAUAUUCCACCAAUUGAUGGUGCUGCUUGGAUUGACAUUCUUGUAAAGGAAUUUUUCACAGUCAAAUCCAUUUCUGAUCUCAAGAGAAAGACCUCAAAUUUGGACGGGGAUGGUAUUGUAUUGUCUGUACCAAUGUGCUUUAUUCCAUCACUUAGAAUAGAGGCAGAUGCUUGUUCUGGAGAGGAUGAAAUGGUGCGACACUUUGGCGUUGGUGAUUUUGGAAAGAGAUCUCAGGAUUACAAACUCAUUCUCUAUCAUCCUAUUCAAUAUCUUGCCAACAAGAAUCCAAACCAAACAAGAUCUAGAGAAACAUUGGAAAAUGUUUUUGUGACCUAUGUAAAUUUUGGAAAUACUACCUACAAGAAUAGAAUAGAAGAUUAUGGAGCACAAGCUUCAAACUUCACAGGAGUGUCAAUGGAAAAUAGUGGAAGCUUGCUUGAACAAUUUUACUCCACCACUUUCAAGGAGCAAGUUCUCAAGACGUGCACAAUUGUUUCUGUAAAGAAUGUAGAUUAUGAAGUUUCACUCUACUCUCAACAAUCAAACUCUGAAGUGGAUUCAACAGAGGGUGAAGUCCCAACUCUGAAGGCAAAAAUUGUAGAGCUAGCCUCAACAACCUACUCUGGACAUACAUUGAAGAAAGUAUGUUACUUGGUAGAACGAAAUGCUCGUGUUUGGAUUUUCACUUACACUUCAACUAGUAACCUCAUUGCAAGAGAAAUUUUUGAAGUAAUGAUGUCAGAAGUCAAGUAUUAUAAACUCGUUUAGUAAACUUUGAAUAAAUCAUAUCUUUGAAUUU
This is a messenger RNA of Naegleria gruberi, 2554 nucleotides long. RefSeq lists its product as uncharacterized. The record is from RefSeq and is a predicted model, not a curated record. NCBI's taxonomy places the organism in Eukaryota, Heterolobosea, Eutetramitea, Acrasida, Naegleriidae. The transcript has a single exon. The coding region runs from base 1 to 2523 and encodes 840 amino acids.